AUGGGGAACCCUUCCGCACCUAUCGACUACGCUGCUCAGGGCUUCCAAGACCUCUAUGUGACUCUCGACGGAGCUGUGGCUAUCGUGACCAUUAACCGUCCGGCUCAAAGGAACACCUUCGGAGGGCGUCUUCCCUUGGAGAUCAUCGAGGUGUUCAAGCUCUUGGAUCUCGACGACAGAGUGCGCGUAGUGAUCCUCACGGCUGAUCCCAAGGCCCCUGCCUUCUGCUCCGGAGCGGACUUGUCGGGCGGUUGGAAACUCUUCUCUGAUCAACCAGUAGUAGAGGUGGAGGGCUUGAAAGCUUACCGUGACCGUGGGGGGAGCGUCUCUCUCGCCAUUCACAAGUGCCGCAAGGUCACCAUCGCUGCUGUGAAUGGACAUGCCGUCGGCGUCGGCGUCACCGGCUUCCAGCUUCCGUUCGACUUCCGUCUCGUUUGGGAGGGUGCCAAGCUCGCCUUGCCUUUCACUCGUCGAGGUAUCUCACCCGAGGCGGCAUCGACAUAUUUCCUGCCUCGCCUGCUCGGACAUUCGCGCGCUACUGCAUUGCUCCUCACUGGUGGCACCUUCUCCCCAAAGUCGCCAUUGCUCGACGGCUUGUACUAUUCUGUGCACCCCACACGCGAAGAGGUGUUCCCCGCUGCACUCGCACUUGCGAAGGAUUUGGCCGAGAAUACCAGCAUGACAAGUGUCGCGGCCGCGAAGGCUCUUCUCUGGCGCGGCUCAGACUCGCCUGAGGGACAACACCUGCUUGAUUCACGUUCCCUAGGUGAAUUGGCCGGGCUUACGGACGCGAACGAGGGUGCUGUGGCAUUCAAGGAGAAGAGAAAGCCCGUGUACAAAGAUACACUCGGAGACAUGAAAGGAUGGUUUCCAUGGUGGACGCCGUUGCAAGUUGCCAUCGAGAGAUCCAAGCUCUGA
Molecule: messenger RNA, 918 nt
Organism: Peniophora sp. CBMAI 1063
Lineage: Eukaryota; Fungi; Basidiomycota; Agaricomycetes; Russulales; Peniophoraceae
Source: the annotation of a GenBank genome assembly